AUCUGGAGUGACGAGCCUCGUUUUAGUUUCCAUUUAUAAAGAGCGCCUGUCACCUUAACAUUUGACAGUCGCAAGGGCACACACUAGGAUAUACGUAUCAAAUGGGAUAGGAAUCGCAAUAGCCGAUCAUUGAUCUACAUUGGGCUACUGGACGUAUUAUACCUAUACAAACUACCAAAGAUACAGAGCACUACGCACAUAGUGGAUAUGAGCCAAGACGCCAUAUUUGACAUUGAAAUGGACCAAAUUGUUCCGUCGUUUAGUGACGAAUUCCUGUACUCCACCAUUGACACGUACCAACUGCGUUGUCAGGAAAACAUGUUUUCUCAACAGCCAAUCAAAGAGGCCGUAUUUCCAAAGUCUCCUCCCACCUACAACGAAUCCCUAGAUCAUCUUAACGCUCAUGCACAUCAGCCGUCGCCCAGCAGUGCCACUUCCGGUAGCCCAAUGUACCAUUCCUUGGAUGAUGUCUGGGAAUGCAUCAACGCAGUGGAACGUUCUGAUCAUGUCCUACGGAAAGUUCCGAGUCUUGACGAUCAAUCGCCGAUGCAGUCGCCAAAACUUCAGCGUGCCGUGAAAUCGGAGACGCGAUCCACCACGAACAGAGACACGUGCGCAGAGAAACUAAGAGAAAUGGCUUCAUUUGUCCUGGCUGGAACGGGACAAGUUCAGCUGUGGCAGUUCCUUCUUGAGCUCUUGACGAAUAGCGACAACGACUACUGCAUCAGGUGGGAGAGCUCCGACGGCGAGUUCAGGAUGGUCGACCCAGAGGAGGUGGCCAGGAAGUGGGGAGGGAGAAAGAACAAAGACACGAUGACGUACGACAAACUGAGCCGGGCCAUGCGGUUCUACUACGACAAGCUGAUACUGACCAAGGUCCACGGCAAACGAUACACGUACAAGUUCCAUUUCGACAUAAUCAUGAGGAAUCAGAAGGCUUCUUCGGCUACUCCGUUGAAGGACAGCCAGGAACGAGUAGCUUUGGCUAACAUGUUUGUUCCUUCGCCAGCUUCUUCUGAAUCGAGUUGUUCUGUUCCUUCGCCGCCUAGAUCUAACAGUAGGUCCAUUCCGUCGCCGGUUAGUGCCGAAGUGUACCCAUCGACACAGUCUCCAUCUGUACGUGACGUCAAAAACGGCAGGUGCAUUUCUGGAUCGAAUGGCCUAAUACGUCAAGCUUUGUCUCAUGACGGCAUGAACAAUGCCGUGAUGUAUCAGUCAAUGCCGUCAUAUUGCUAUGACGUCACGACAGAUAACUCGCCUUCUGGGCAACUUGAUCUCAUCUGCGAAACAAUAAAGUCAUUGUCGCAUGACGUCCCAGUCAACCACGGGGGUUCUAUGUACCAAUCAGCAGCCUCUUCUUCUCCACGUGAUGCCACGAUGAAAUUUGAUCAUUCCGCACAACAUGACGUCAUUUGCCAAUCAUCGCUGUCCUCGUCGAUUCCUGUCAGCUUGCAAUGCAGCACGCACACAACAGCCUACGCCACGCCGAUAGGAUCCGAAUACAGCAGUCUAGACUCGACGCCAUCUUGUCUGCAGGCCAGCCAAGAAUCGGUCGUCGAGUCCUGGCUCAUCCAGAGUUCAAGAAGCUUUGCCGAAUCCAGUCUAUCAUCUGCCUUUGGCGCCUAUCAGUAUACUCAGGAAGCCCCGCCGCCAUACUGCCAAAAUUCUCAGUACGAGAACAAUUACUUGUCGGAACUGGACUUUGAAGAAUUUGAUGUCUACUGAUUCACUCUUGCGAAUCCAGUCUGACUGGAGGUGUUUUUUUGUUUUUUGUUUUUUUGUUUUUUUAAUCUGAUCAUUAGUUUGAGAGAUGAUAAUUCAGAGAACAUGUGGACAAUCAAAUAUGAUUGGAUUUUGUUGUUUCUUUAUUUGCUGGCUUUCCUGUUAGCUGUUGUUUCCGUAAACCAGUCAGACCACGUGUCUGAAUUGUCAAAACAUCUGAAUUAUCAAAGGAGUGACAUUGAAGUUAUGACAGGACUCACCUACGGCAAGAAAACCAUUUGUGUUUUAGUGCCCCCUUCACUGAUUUAUGAACUAAACUCGCCUCCGUAAGGAAAUGACACGUUGUGUAACUGUUUUCUAAAAAUAGACUGCAGUAAUGGAAGUUUGACAUGAUUGUGUGCAUAUUGUGUGUUUUUUUAUACGUCAACGUUUAUAUUUGCAUUCAACAAAGAUGUGUUAUAUCCAAAGUUAUAUGUCAAAUGUGUAAUAUAAUUAUACAAUUUAAGGGUAUUUUCCUCUUGUCCUUGCAGAAAAAACCCACCAAUGGGCAUAAAUCCAUUAACUUAAUUCAUAUUAGUAUUGGAGAGGUAACAUUGGCAAUUAAUAUAUUUUCAUGGACAUCGAUAUUCCUAAUGGUAGUUUCCACCCACCAACUAAUGAUAACUGUAGUAAUAAAAAUGGUUAUAGUAAUAAAUAAACAAAUUAAUUAAUUAAUUAAUGAUAAUAAUAACAAUAAUAACAACAACAACAACAACAACAAACACAACAACA
Molecule: messenger RNA, 2493 nt
Organism: Gigantopelta aegis
Lineage: Eukaryota; Metazoa; Mollusca; Gastropoda; Neomphalida; Peltospiridae
Exons: 4
Coding region: 208-1725 (505 amino acids)
Biological process (GO): regulation of transcription by RNA polymerase II; cell differentiation
Cellular component (GO): nucleus
Molecular function (GO): DNA-binding transcription factor activity, RNA polymerase II-specific; sequence-specific DNA binding
Source: RefSeq, a predicted model, not a curated record